CCGCCUCCCCCGUCCACGCCUAGCUUAGCUAGCUCCGGAUCUUGUGCUGCCUCGGCGACGGCGACCUGAGGGCUAGCUAGCCACCUAGUCGGCCUCGAGCAUGCAGGCGGUGGGCAUCCGGCGGGGGCUGACCAUCGACCCGGCGGGGGAGGAGGAGGCGCCCGCGGAGCGCGUGGGCCGCCUCGUCCGGGAGAGCCCCGUCGUCAUCUUCGCGCGCCGGGGUUGCUACAUGGCGCACGUCAUGAAGCGCCUCCUCGCCGCCGUCGGCGCGCACGCCACCGUCAUCGAGCUCGACGCCGGCGCCGCCGAGCUGGAGGAGCUCGACGCCGGCGCCGAGGCGGGCCACGGCGCCGUCCCGGCGCUCUUCGUCGGCGGCGCGCCCGUGGGCGGGCUCGAGGGCCUCAUGGGGCUCCACCUCAGCGGCCGCCUCGUGCCGCGGCUCAGGGAGGUCGGCGCCCUCUGCGCCUAGCUCCCUCCCACACGUGUGGGCACUUCGCCGCACGCUCCGUUCCAAAGGCCUCGCCUCUCCCCGCAUGUACAUACUUCCAACGGGCUCCGCCUCCGCAAUUUGGACGAGAUUCAGGGCGCGGGAUGCAAAACUACACUACAAUAAGUUACCACCACCACUACUCCACCAGGCUACCAGAGGGAGGUGUUUGCGAGGGGAAACAGUUUACCAGGGGGUUUUCCGAGAAAUAUCUGGACCUAAAUGUGAUUACUUAGGAGUAAUACUUGUUUUUACAGCAUUACUACUAAGUACCUAGUUCAUGUGCUUCUAUUUUGUCCCGAUGUGAUGUGCUUUGUUAAGUUCGGUGCAUGUACUUAAACUAGCACACAUGAUUGCCGUAUAAUCCUACUUGGAAGAUGCAUGAUCAACUA
Molecule: messenger RNA, 879 nt
Organism: Phragmites australis (common reed)
Lineage: Eukaryota; Viridiplantae; Streptophyta; Magnoliopsida; Poales; Poaceae
Product: monothiol glutaredoxin-S2-like
Exons: 1
Coding region: 101-469 (122 amino acids)
Source: RefSeq, a predicted model, not a curated record